Molecule: messenger RNA, 1207 nt
Organism: Zophobas morio
Lineage: Eukaryota; Metazoa; Arthropoda; Insecta; Coleoptera; Tenebrionidae
Exons: 2
Coding region: 151-957 (268 amino acids)
Source: RefSeq, a predicted model, not a curated record
UUCAUUCUUACCACGAAAUGAUCGGAAGUGUGAAAAACCGUGUUUGCAUAAAUAAACACCGGCGAUAAAUAUCGCAUCAAGUACACAAAAACUUCAGUCGUCGAUAAGUUCUUGCAGAGUUGAACUGAGUAAAAUUUAGCACAGUGCAAAAUGGUUUAUUUACACUUAGAGGAUGGUCCCAAUUUCCAAUGGCCGUCACACCCGGUACAACAAACUGAUCUUCCACAACAAGAAGUGACUGACAGCAUUUCCCAUGUUGAUCCGGUGGUUCCACAAACAGUGACAGAGAGUGCGGUGGAUCAAGUUGUCAAUACCAUCAAAGGCAUAAUCAACACAAUUAUGGACAAUCAAACUGAUUCAACGAUGUUAACCACCACCAGCACAACCACCGCACCAAACUUGCAAGAAACUCUUGGUAGUAACAACACGAUGAUGGAUACUGAUCAAACCGGCAUCAAAGAAAUAUUUAACAGUAACAACACAGCAAUGGAUUUCAAUAACACAAUUAUCACUGAUAUGAUGGACAACAAUACAAUGAUUACUGACUUGGGUGAAGCUAAUGCCACUGUUGCCACCAUGGGAGAUUCCGAAAGUGCGACGACUUUUAUCAGCGACACGAUGAAUACAGUUGUGGAUACUAUAGUUACAACCACCGAAAAGGUUUUAAACACUGUAUCCGAUGUAAUAACGCCAACGACGACGAUGGAGACGGAUACCGAUCAUUAUAAGUAUUCUGAAGAUAAUACCGAAGAGAAAACGUUAUACAUUGUAUUAGGUGUGAUUCUGGGUGCUUUGAUUUUACUUAUUAUUAUUCUCUUGGUUAUUUACAAGAGAUAUAAAGUUCGAAGUGGUACAAGAUCAGGAGCGUAUUGUGUUUCUGAUUUGAAUCAAGUCAGUGUUUCAAGCUGUAAUCACAGGGAUUCACAAAUGGAACAGCGCAUUUCAAACUUUAAAUAGCCAUACACAUACCUUUGUACUAACUGUGAAAUAUUUCAACUAUGUGAUACAUUAGCUAUUAUAUAAUAAUAUCGUUAUUUAUUCUUAUCUGCCUAUGUUAAAUCCAAAGAAUAUUUGUUAUUUAUUGGUAAUUAUAUUUAUUUAGUUAUUGCAAUCAAAAGACAGUCGAAUUUUGCAUGUACUUUAUUUUCUGGUUUUCUUUUUUUUCUUCUGUUUUGAAAAUCUAAAUAAAACUGUGAGAUAAAGUAAA